AUGAAUUUUGCUCCGUUCACUGGCCACAUACCGACGGCGGCGGCGAUACCUACUAUCCACCAGUUCGCCGCAAAGUUCGGAUAUGAAAACAGUGGCAGCACCUCUGGCGGAGUGCUGCAGGAGACGCGGUACCAAGCCACGGGCACUGGUGGCGGGGCUGUGCAGUUUGCAGUCGCGCCUGGCACAGGGACUGUGGCAGUGGAUGGGGUCAAGUUCCGGCAGGCGGAGAGCGUGGUGGUAGUCAGCAGUGCGCAGCCCGGCGCGGUGGCACUGGCCGGCCUUGCGCCCAUACACACAGUGAACACUGGCGUCAAAUACCAAACUAUAUCGGCUUCCUCGUCUGUGAACUUGGGCAACAUCGCGUAUGGAGGGCAGGCCAGCUACGUGCAGGCUGAGACGGUGCACCAGCAGCUCAAGGCCGAGCAACGGCCGGAGAAGCGGGAGUACCGGGAGGAACUACACCACGACAUCAUGGCCACCAUGAUGCAACAACACCAAGGAAUUAAUGUGGCGCAAGCAACGCCCUUGCAACAGGGCACCCAACAGCUGCUUGUAGUGCUGCACGAGCCGAAGGAAGCUGCAGCGCUAGCUCGCGCCAUCAAGCAGGAAGGCAGGAAUGAUCGCGCCGCCGCCACCGCUCCCACAGAGUUCAUAAUAUCCUGUGCGUCAGGCAUCGGUGACGUCACAGACAGUACCACCUGGCAAACGCUGGGCGGGGGAGUGGCGGACUACCUCUCCGCCCUCCCACUCCCCCUGCACCACCUCCUCAAAUAUUCCACUCCAGCUAACGUGGUGGAAAGUAAGAGAGAGGAACAGCCCACCCUAGUGACCACUGUCAAUGCGAACGCGUUGAAUGCUAUGCCUACCAUAACCGCGAUGCCAGCGAACGCGGUGAACAGCGUAGUGGUACAAACUUCAACGAUAGUGAACCAGACGGUGAACCAAAACGCUAACACUGUUGUUGUCUCGAAAAAGAAGAAGAAAAAGAAAUCUAUGAAGGAAAAGAAACCACGACCGAAGCCUGGAGAAAUACGACUUACUACUGCUCUAGAUGGUAGCACAUUGUACUGCUGUCCGGAGUGUCACAUGGCGUACCCGGAGCGAGAUUUAUUGGAACAACAUCUAGUUGGACACACCAUGGAGAGGAGGUUCAUCUGCGACAUAUGUAACGCGGCAUUGAAGCGCAAGGACCACUUGACCCGCCACAAACAGUCCCACAACCCGGACAGGCCCCACGUGUGCUCCGUCUGUCUGAAGGCGUUCAAGAGGAAGGAACAACUCACGCUGCACUUUGUCAUACAUUCCGGCGAGAAGAGACACGUCUGUAAUGAGUGUGGGAAAGGAUUCUACCGCAAGGACCAUUUACGCAAGCACACACGGUCUCACAUAGCUCGGCGAGUGAAGGCCGAGCUCUCUCAACAAGGGUCUUCGUCCCCACCGCUCUCCCACGCUGUUCCCGCGCCAGCCCCGGAUCCUUCCUGA
This is a messenger RNA of Spodoptera littoralis (African cotton leafworm), 1482 nucleotides long. The record is from the annotation of a GenBank genome assembly. Lineage: Eukaryota; Metazoa; Arthropoda; Insecta; Lepidoptera; Noctuidae.